CUACAGUAGCGCCUGCAUCUGCCUUGCAGUGAUCGCUAUAACUCCACCUGGACGCGUUUUGUGCUCUGAAUCAUUGCUGGUUUGUGUCUUGCACGACUUGUUUUUUUUUGUCGGGCUUUCCUUCUCUUCGUUACCCUCCUUGCGACCUGAAUCUGGUCUGCUAUUUCGGUAAUCCUCGAAGCAGUACAGCUAUCAGACACUGUACUCUAAUUUCACCCCUCCCUGGGUGUUUACGACCUACGAUAUCCACAGUCGCAAUACUCCUACGCAUCACGACUCUCCCCUAUGACUCCACGACGUCUUACGACGUAACGAAUCCCUCUCUCAACCCCGCCGACCCCUACAACUCACCCCGCGACGCCCCGACCUGGGUAACGGUCGUCCACGGUCGUCAUGCUCGAAGGCCUCGUUUCAAACCUGCUUAAUCGGUUCUUGGGCAUGUAUGUUCAGAACUUCGAUCCAAAGCAACUCAAUGUCGGCAUCUGGUCUGGCGAUGUGAAGUUGCGAGAUCUCGAGCUCCGCAGGGAAGCCCUCGACCAGCUACGCCUACCACUAAACGUCGUCGAAGGCCACCUCGGCUCGCUCACACUCUCAAUACCGUGGUCGAAUCUGCGCGGGAAGCCACUCAAGGUCAACAUCGAGGAUGUGUACCUACUGGCAGCACCGAAGGAGGAUGCCGAUUACGACGCCGAUGAAGAAGAGCGGCGAGCACACGCUGUCAAGAUGGAGAAAUUGGACAGCGCGGAGCUACUCAAGGAGCGCAACACCGAAGGCAUGAGCGCAGAAGAGCAGCAGAAGAACCAGAGCUUUACUGCCAGUUUGGUCACCGCCAUUGUAGACAACGUUCAAGUUACAAUCAAGAAUAUCCACAUCCGUUACGAAGACUCGAUAUCCGACCCUGGCCAUCCCUUUGCCCUCGGUGUCACACUCGCCGACUUCAGCGCUAUCAGCACAGAUGAGAACUGGAAGCCUACUUUCAUCCAAGGCAACUCGACCUCGACACACAAGCUGGCGACAUUAGGUUCGCUGGCCGUAUACUGGGACACGGAUACAAAGCUCAUUGGGACCGGAAAGGGCAAUCAGAGUAGUGAGGAGCAACAUAUCGACCAUUCGGACUUUAUUGAAACGCUCCGGGACAUGAUUGUGAGGGGCGAGAGCCCUGACUUGGGUGAUCACCAGUUCAUCCUCAAGCCUAUCAGUGGUCGUGCUGGCCUGGAGAUGGACAAGACUGGCAAGCCCGACCGGCCCAAGAUGAAGGCUCGCCUCCUCUUUGACGAGCUCGGUUUCAUCAUUGAUGAGGAUCAAUAUCGCGAUGCCCUUAUGCUGGUAGACCUCUUCCACUACUUCAUCCGACACCAAGAGUACAAAAAGUACCAACCAAAGUCAUCACCGAAAGAGGAUCCUGCUGGGUGGCUCAAGUUUGCAGGCCAGGCCGUCCUCGACAAGAUCCACGAAAAGAAUCGCCAAUGGAGCUGGGACUACUUCAAGGAGCGUCGCGACGAUCGAGUACGAUAUAUCGAGCUGUUCAAAAAGAAGAAACGUGAAGAGAAGCUCAACCCUACCGAAGCCGAGGAUCUCGAUAAGCUCGAACGCAAGCUGAGCUACGAAGAUCUCCGUUUUUGGCGCUCAUUAGCACGGAACCAGCUGCGCAAGGAGAAUGUGGGAGUGAAGAAACCACCCCCCAAGCAGACUUGGACCUCUUGGGCUUGGGGCGGUAAGAAGGAAGAGCAGCACGAUGACGAAUCCCAAAUGAGCGAGCAGCAACGCAAGGAGCUGUACGAUGCUAUCGACUGGGAUGAGAAAAAGGCCAUCACCGAGGCAGUGGAUAUGCCUCGAGAAUAUGUCAAGUUGGAGGUCAAUAUGAGCCUUCGGACCGGAAGCUUCACGCUUAAGCGCGACCCUCACGGAAAGUCAGCCGAGAUACUUCGUCUUCUCUUCGACUCAUUCAGCACUCAAUUCUUGCAACGUACAGACUCCAUGUUUGUCAAAGUUGCUCUUGAGGGUAUGCGUCUGUAUGAUGGUACGACAGAGGGCAGCUUGUUUCCACAGAUUAUCACCAUCAAGGAUGCCCCACCCGUGCCAGACGACAAGCGCAUUGAGGAGCUCAAUGAUGAUGAGUCGUCCAAGGACGAUGAGGGCGAGGAAGAAGAGAAAGAAGAUCCGUUCUUCUACCUCACAUUUGAGAAGGACCCACUAGACAACAGCGCUGACACGUCUCUCACUAUGAAACUGAAGGGUAUGGAGUUUGUGUAUAACCCACGAUUCGUGGUAGAGGUGGCAAAAUUCUUCAAACCUCCCGAGCGACAUAUGGAAUCGAUUGGCGCUCUCAUGGAAACUGCUGGAGCUACUAUUGAAGGCAUCCGGCAGCAGACCCGUGCAGGCCUGGAGUUCGCACUCACCGAACACAAGACCAUCAAUGCACAGCUGGAUCUGCAGGCACCACUUAUAAUUAUCCCGGAUUCUGUGACCAAAAAGUCCAGCAACUGUCUCAUUCUCGACGCUGGUCACAUCAGUGUGACAAGCGAGCUCAUCGACAAAGAUACAUUGCGUGAAAUUCAAUCGAAGCAGAAGCAACAAUACACCGAUGAGGACUUCCGACGGCUAGAGAAUUUGAUGUACGAUAAAUUUCUUCUAAAGUUGCAUUCGACCCAGGUUCUGAUAGGACCCUCAAUCGAGGAGACGCGCGCACAGCUCGAGGAGGAUUCUGCAUCGAAAAACCUCCAUAUCAUAGACAAGAUCAAUAUGGACUUCAAGAUCGAGAUCUGCAUCGUUCCGAAGGCGUCCGAUCUGACCAAGUUUCGCGUCUCAGGAAAUCUUCCGGUCCUCCACGCAUCAAUAUCGGACGCAAAAUACAAGAACUUGAUGAAACUAAUCGAUGUGGCGAUACCCAAGUUCGACAACGAUGAGCCAAGCAAGCAGGUCGCUGAAGGCGCAAAGGGUCCGUCUAACCUGAAGCCAACGAGCGAUGCGAAGGCGAGUACAGACCCUCUCGGAAGACCUCGAUCAAAGUCAUUUCAAUUUGCUGCCCAAGACCAUGAGCUUGUCAUGGAAGAAGAGGAAGGUCACGGCGACGAAACAAAUGAAAAGUUCGAAGAUGCGCCAGAAGUCAAGGACAAUAAGGAAGAGGCUCAUGUUCAUCAACGCAAUUUCGAAUUCAAGUUCACGGUCGAUAAACUACAAGGCUCGCUAUUCAGGACUGAUCCAGAGGGUCGCAAAGCAGACCAACUGCUAGUCGAACUCAUUGCUGAAAGCUUUGAUCUCGACUUUUACCAGGAGCCGUUUGAGAUGGGUGCAGAUGUGCGUUUGAGAAGUCUAGCUGUUGAAGAUCAUGUUGAACAGACUCCAACACCUGAGUUUAAAAACAUCAUAUCUUCAGAAGACGUUUCAGCGGACGAGCAGAAAGACCUCUUUGCUUUGAAGUUCGUCAAAGUCAACAAGGACUCCCCAGAAUUUCAGACAAAGUACGAGGGCAUCGCUACGAACUUGGAUGUUGCAGUUUCGACAAUCAACUUGAUUGUGACUAGACGGACGCUUUUGACGCUACUAGACUUCGUUCUCGCUACCUUCACGAGCCCUGGGCCAGCCCAGGAUCAACAGGCCCAAAUAGCUGCAAAGGCACAUGAGGACCAACAAGUCGCCCAACAGCCUCAGGCGGAGCCGGAUAAGAUUCGCAUCCGCGCUGAGUUGAAGCGCAUCGCAGUCGUUUUGAACAACGAUGGCAUACGACUUGCCACUCUGAGUCUGAACUCUGGAGAUGUUGCUAUCUUCCUAAACGGCAAGACUAUGCGCAUCGGUGGACGACUCGGCAACCUGUCGUUGAUAGAUGAUGUAAACCAAGGUGUCUCUGAGGAGUCAUCGCUUCGCCAACUCGUAACUAUCGAGGGCAAAAACCUGGCUGAUUUCAGCUAUGAGACCUUUGAUGCUGAUUCGGAGAGCUACCCGGGCUACGACAUGUCUGUUGCGCUCAAGACCGGCUCUAUCAAGAUCAACUUCCUCACAGAGCCCUUCAGAAAGAUAAUGGAGUUUGCCGUCAAAUUUGGCAAGAUGCAAGCAAUUUUUAACGCAGCUCGGCAGGCAGCGGAGAACCAAGCAACACAGAUUCAAUCAAGGGCGACCAAGUUCCAUUUCGAUAUCACCAUCAGCACGCCCAUCGUUGUCUUCCCAAGAAUGGUCAUUUCGGACAAACCUGAUCGUGACACUUUAACUGCGAACCUUGGAGAGAUAUAUGCGAAGAAUACAUUUGUUCCGCUGGAUGAUUCCAAGGAUGCGGAUGUUGCCAAUAAGCUUUCGGCUGGAAUAAGGAACAUCAAGCUCACCUCAAACCUCCAUUAUGACGAGGACCGCUCAGAGGAGCUUGAGCUUAUCGACAAAGUGGACUUGGACUUCAACAUCACAAUGGUCGAGCAUAGGGAGGGACAACAGCGUCCCGACCUGGAGAUUGAUGGUUCGAUGUCAGAUAUGAACGCGCGCCUCACACCCGAGCAAAUGAAGUUUGCACUGGAGCUGUCGCGAUCCAUUCCGGCAGCAUUUGCUACGGAGUCGGAAGCCAUUGAGGAAGAUGUUCAAGCUGAAUUGCCGAAGUCGACGACGGAGCCUGCGCGUCGACUCACCGAUCAAGAAUCCACUGACGAAGAGCCUUCCAAGAAUGUGGUGUCAUCGCAAGGGCCUGAACUUCAGACUAACGCUGAUAAAUGGACGAAGCUCGACUUCGUUUUCAAAGUUGGCACUAUCGGCUUAGAAUUGGUCAAGUCUAAGGAUGGCGAGCCUGUUGGCGACGUUGAAGCUGCCAGCCUCUCCAAAUUCUCACUUAACGACACCAAUGUCAAGGUUCGCAUGAUUAGUGACGGUGCAAUGGAAGCGGAGCUGGUUGUGCAAUCAUUCACCAUCCGGGACAGUCGCACUCAGGGAACAAACAAGUUCCGGAAAAUCAUGUCGCUCAUCAACAACGACGUCAAGCAGCAGUUCAUGGCUAGUGUCUCGAUCUCGGGUGGGCAAGAGCGUAAUCUGAUUGCGCUUUUGACAAUUGAUAGCCCGAGGAUCAUCUUGGCUCUGGACUACCUGUUCGCUUUGCAGGCUUUUGCCAAUGCCGGCCUUGCAACAGAUGAACCUUUGGCUAUAGAGGAGGAGACUGAGAAUGACGAGACUGAUAGCGACGACGAGAUCAUGUCACCGGAUGGAUCUCGAACCCCAGCGAAGCUAGAAGCCGCUCCAGAAUCCACCCAAGGAGGGAUGAACAUCUCAUUCCGAGUCAACUUGGUGGAUGCACAAGUUGUGCUCAUCGCAAACCCCGCCUUGGCCAGCUCAGAAGCCAUCGUCUUGGGCACGAAACAAGUAUUGGUUUCUAAACAGCAAGCCAUGACUUUGCAGGUAGACAAGGUUGGCAUGUUCUUGUGUCGCAUGGACCGCUUCGAAACAAACCGCAUGCGCAUCCUUGACGACUUCAGCAUCCAGACAGCGCUCGACAUGCGGAACCAGGGCUCGAAAUCGUCUUUGAUCAGCAUUACUGUCGAUAUCGAGCCUCUUGUGCUCCGCUUGUCGCUACGAGACAUCCUGUUAGCUAUGCAAAUCGUAAACCGCGCAUCUGCAAUGUCAGGAACCGAUGACAAGACGUUAGCUAGCGAGGUACCGCAAAAAUUGAAGCCGGGCACACCGUCCAAGAAGGGUGCAUCGAUAGCGGGCAAGGCGUCGUCGCAAAGGCCCCGCGCAAAGUCAAUUGCGACUACUAAGCGAUCCAGCCAACACGGCACGCAACUCCAAGCUCCACAACCUCCUUCUGCUGUGCUCAAGAGGGAGGAAAUGCAUGUUAGCAUCGAAGGCAUUCGCGUGGUGCUUAUUGGUGACGUGCAUGAGAUGCCGAUGCUGGACUGGCGCGUGAAGAAGUUUAAUGUCGAUGUACGCGACUGGUCCGGUGCCAUGGUCGCUGACACCUCUCUGGACACCCUCAUUAAUGUCUACAACUUCUCGAAGUCGGCUUGGGAGCCCUUGAUCGAGCCCUGGAGUGUUGGCUUUCACAUGGCCAAAGACCAGAACCCGGACAGGAUCUCCAUGGAUGUGUAUUCCCGCAAGGCAAUGGAGCUUACGGUAACUGCGGCUACGAUUGCCCUGGGGUCCAAGUCCUUCGACUUCCUCACUAGUGACGAAGAUAUUCUUUCUAAACCACGCGGUAGUGAUGCACCGUACCGCAUCCGAAACUACACUGGCUUCAGUCUCGACGUUUGGGCUGAAGGGAAAGAACAAGAGGGCUUUGCAGCGAAGCUAGAUGAUGGUGAGGAGCAGCCAUGGCGAUUCGAAGAUCCCAUGUCAACAAGAGAGACGUUGUCCACAGAUGGGGCAACAGGUAUGAUUGGCCUCAGGCUCCAAGGAAGCGGCUUCGACACUCUCUCACGAAUCCCCGUUCAUCGUGAAGGCGAGUUCCUGUACAAUCUCAAGCCGAAGCAGGACCGGAUACAGCACCGCAUACUUGUAGAGGUAAAGCUUGGUGCCGACAACAUCAAGAAUAUCACCUUCCGGUCUCCACUACUAGUGGAGAACAACACACAGAUACCAAUUGAGCUUGGCAUGUUCAGCCCUGAAGAAGGCCAUCUUCUAAAGAUCGAUAAGAUAGCUCCCGGUGACGCACGACCAGCACCUGUUGGCUCAGUCUACAUGCAUUCGAUCGUCGUUCGUCCAGACCAAGGCUUUGGCUACGCUUGGUCAAAUGAGCAGCUGUUUUGGAAAGACCUACUUAAGCGUCCAACUCGGACAAUUACCUGCCGCGGCGAGCAAGACGAACAGGCACCGCCAUUUUACUUCCAAAUGCACGCAGCUUACGACAAGAAGGAUCCACUAACCGGCGUAUAUCCAUACAUGCGUCUCCGCCUACAGGCACCAGUCGAGGUUCACAAUCUUCUUCCGUAUGACUUCAAGUAUAGGAUUUAUGACAGCAACACGAAGAAGGACUGGACAAACUUCCUUAGGAAAGGAGGUAUCAGCCCUGUCCACGUUGUUGAGCUCUCCCAUCUUCUGCUCAUCAGUGUGGAAAUGCAAGAUGGCCCAUUUAAGCCGAGCAAGUUUGGCAUCAUCAACUCCACCGAUCGAGAGAGCUUCCGAAGGGAGAAAGUUCUGGAGGUCAAGGAUGACAACGACACAAUCUUGCACCUGAACAUGCAUUUCCAUAACUUCCCCGAUGGAGGUGGCGCAUUCAAGGUCGCAAUAUACAGUCCUUACAUUGUCCUCAAUCGCACCGGGCUUCAGCUUGAUGUUCGGUCACAGCAGUUCAUGGGACAAGCCAAAGCUGCUGCUGGACAGGGUGUCGUCUCGGAUGAUCAGAAUGACGCUGGCAAGGCUCUACCUUUCAUGUUCUCUUACCCGACGGACAACAAGAAGAACCGCGCUCUAAUCAAGGUUGGGGAUUCCAACUGGAGCAAGCCUCAGAGUUUCGACGCGAUCGGAAGCACCUACACAGUUGCGUUGCCGAAUAGCAAAUCACGUUCAGACAUGCAUCUCGGCGUCUCUGUUGCUGAGGGCGAAGGCAAGUACAACCUAACCAAGACCGUGUCCAUAGCUCCCCGCUUCAUCGUCAAGAACAAGAUCAAGGAGGAACUGCUUAUCCGCGAGCCUGGCCAGUCGGAUUGGAUGUCGCUGAAAGAUGGCGAGCUACUUCCUCUGAGAUGGUUGCGUCAAGGAGGGUCACCACAGUUGUCUCUCUGCUACCCGGGUGUCAACAACCAGUGGUCGUCGCCCUUCAACAUCUCAAAUGUUGGCAAUGUUCACGUGAAGCUAUCCAAGGCCGGUCAGCGUCAGAAGCUAAUACGCAUCGACAUUUUGAUGGAACAAGCCACCAUCUUCUGCCACAUUAGUGUGGAGAAUAAGCACUGGCCAUUCUCGUUCAAGAAUAUGAGCGAUCAGGAGUUCUUGUAUUGGCAGGCGAACCCCCAUCUCGACGAGGAUGAGGACGAUCGCGGCUCUGGCUUCCGCCCAAUCAGGUACCGCUUGCCUCCUAGAAGCAUCAUGCCGUAUGCAUGGGAUUUCCCAGCUGCGAAGAACAAGGAGAUAGUCAUCAGCGCCAACGGCAGAGAACGGCAUGUCAAGCUUGCCGAGAUCGGCCCUCUCAUUCCCUUCAAGAUACCACCUGGGCAAGAGCGAGGUGGUAUGAAGGUUAUCGAUCUCAACGUCGUGGCAUCAGGUCCGACGCAAACGCUCGAGGUCUCGAACUACAAGCCGUCGAAGAGUCUGUACAAACAGAAGUCCGCCACAUCAUCUUCUACGACGACUGGAUUCGAAGUCAAGGAGCAGGAUACCGACGUCACUUUCAAAGCUCAAUUGAGACUUGCUGGCAUCGGUAUCUCGCUGGUCAAUCGUCACCUCCGCGAAUUAGUCUAUAUCACCCUGCGCGAUGUGGAGCUAAAGUACUCCGAUUCGCCUCUCUAUCAAAUGGUCAAUAUGCAGGUCAAGUGGAUCCAGAUCGACAACCAACUCUACGGUGGCAUCUUUCCUAUCAUCUUCUAUCCCAGUGUGGUCCCCAAGACUGGCAAGGAGAUGGAAGCGCAUCCUAUCUUCCAAACCAGCAUCACUCGUGUCAAGGAUGACUCUUACGGUGUCCUGUACAUCAAGUAUUUCACGUUCCUCCUUCAGCAAAUGACGCUCGAAAUUGACGAGGACUUCAUCUUCGCCAUGAUCGACUUCGCUAAAAUCCCUGGUGCGUCCUGGGCGGAAGAGAAGGAGGGUAAACUAUGGGAUGACGCACUCGAUAUUCCGGAGCCCAAGCAGGAACAGUCUGGUCAGGAUGUCUACUUUGAGCUGCUGCAUCUGCAGCCGAUGCAGAUUGAUCUGUCGUUUGUCCGAACCGAACGCAUCAACGCUGAAGAUACCAUGAGCACUUCCAAUCCCUUCAUGUUCGCGGUCAACGUUCUAACCAUGUCCAUCGGCAAUGUCAAUGAUGCACCAGUUCGAUACAAUUCUUUGAUGUUGGAGAACGCUCGUAUCUCAACGACAGCAUUGAUCAACAACAUCAAGAACCACUACGUGCAGGAGUCGCUGCGACAGGUGCACGUCAUUAUUGGUUCUGCAGACUUCUUGGGCAAUCCGGUCGGUCUAUUCAACAAUAUCAGCUCAGGUGUUGCCGACAUAUUCUACGAGCCAUACCAAGGUCUGGUCAAAUCCGAUCGUCCCGAGGAGCUGGGUAUUGGUAUCGCAAAGGGUGCAUCAAGCUUCGUCAAGAAGUCUGUCUUCGGCUUUUCAGACAGUAUGGCCAAGUUCACAGGUAGCAUGUCGAAGGGUCUCUCAGCUGCUACACUUGACAAGGAGUUUCAAGAUCAGCGCCGCAUGUCUCGCUCGCGCAACAGGCCCAAGCACGCCCUUUACGGCAUCACAGCAGGCGGCAACGCCUUCGCCAGCAGUCUUGCAAGCGGUCUCGGCGGUCUCGCGCGCCAUCCAAUGCAGGGCGCUGAAAAAGAGGGUGCACUCGGUUUCGUCAAAGGAGUAGGCAAAGGCCUCCUCGGCGUUCCCACUAAAGCAGCCAUUGGCGCCUUUGAUCUUGCAUCGAAUAUGGCUGAGGGUGUCCGCAACACAACCACCGUCUUCGAUCAAGAAGGCCUCGACCGCGUCCGCCUAACCCGCUUCAUUGGUACUGACGGUAUCGUGCGCUCUUACUCGCAACGCGAAGCGCUCGGCCAGUUCUGGCUCAAAACAUUGGACAACGGCAAGUACUUCAACGAAGAUUACAUUGCGCACCUCGAGCUGCAAAACAAGGAGAUGCUUGUCAUGUUGACGUACAACGGUGUGAUGAUGGUGCGUACGAAGAAACUGCAGACGGAGUGGGAUGUGCCUUUGAAGGACGUGCAGACUAUUAGCAAGGAGAGGACGGGAUUGGGCAUCACGUUGAAGGGGGGUACGAAUGGGCCGUUUAUUCCCGUGGGGGAUGAGGGGAGUAGGAAUUGGUUCUAUCGACAGGUUGCUGUGGCGGUGAAUGCGUAUAAUGAUAAGUGGAACGCCAAGGGCUAGAAUGGAAGCUUGGUGGUAUCCAAGCUGGGGUUGGGAGUUGGGUGGUAUGGAUUAUGCAGGGCAUUGCGAGGGUAUCAGAUUGCCUUUCUUUUCGUCGUGAGAGUUUUGUAAUGUAUAUUCUUUCCUCCUUUGCUACCAGAGAUGCUUUCUUUUGGCGAUGUAGGGUAUAAGCACUGAAUGAGCACAUAGGUACACUGAGAAUUGCACUCUCAAUAUGCCGUCACAUUCAAUGCUCGUGGUGAAUAUGUGGAAGGACAUCGAUGUACAUGGC
Cucurbitaria berberidis CBS 394.84 is the source of this 10252-nucleotide messenger RNA. RefSeq names its product vacuolar protein sorting-associated protein-like protein vps13. The transcript has 2 exons. The coding region runs from base 394 to 9981 and encodes 3195 amino acids. Lineage: Eukaryota; Fungi; Ascomycota; Dothideomycetes; Pleosporales; Cucurbitariaceae. Gene Ontology annotation, biological process: protein retention in Golgi apparatus; late endosome to vacuole transport; protein targeting to vacuole. The record is from RefSeq and is a predicted model, not a curated record. Gene Ontology annotation, cellular component: extrinsic component of membrane.